AUGUACAGAUUGGGUCGCCGCAACUUGGGCCUGGCCUUGAAGGCCUUCAGAGAUACCCCGGUGCGGAGCUCAGUCCAACAGCAGCAAUUGAGACAUCUCAGCAUCCACGAAUAUCGAGCCGCCGACCUUCUCAGAUCCUAUGGCGUCGGAGUCCCUCAAGGAGAGGUUGCCCGAACACCAGAAGAGGCGGAAGCUAUUGCAAAAAAGAUCGAGGGAGAUGAUAUGGUGAUCAAAGCCCAAGUCCUCGCUGGAGGCCGAGGCAAAGGCACCUUUGACAAUGGUCUGAAAGGCGGUGUGAGGGUGAUCUAUUCACCCACAGAAGCAAAGAUGUUUGCAAGUCAAAUGAUCGGGCACAAGCUCAUCACGAAGCAGACAGGUGCCCGAGGCCGCAUCUGCAACUCAGUCUACAUUUGCGAACGCAAGUUUGCCCGCCGGGAAUUCUACCUUGCCAUCCUCAUGGACCGCUCAACCCAGUCACCGGUCAUCGUUGCGUCGUCCCAAGGUGGUAUGGAUAUCGAGACCGUGGCCAAGGAGACCCCUGAUGCCAUCAUCACGACGCCUAUAGAUAUCAACAAGGGCGUGACAGACGAGAUUGCACGGAACAUUGCGACCGAGCUCGGGUUUAGUGAACAAUGCAUCGAAGAUGCAAAGAACACAAUCCAAAGAUUGUACAAGGUGUUUAUGGAGAAGGAUGCCACCCAGAUUGAAAUCAACCCGCUCAGCGAGACCAGUGAUCAUCAAGUACUGGCCAUGGACGCUAAGUUGGGCUUUGAUGACAACGCCGAGUUCAGGCAGAAGGAGGUCUUCAGCUGGAGAGACACUUCACAAGAGGAUCCCGAUGAGGUGAAGGCUGCAGAGCACGGACUGAACUUCAUCAAGUUGGACGGUGAUAUUGGCUGUCUAGUCAAUGGCGCUGGUUUGGCCAUGGCUACCAUGGAUAUUAUCAAAAUCAACGGUGGCUCCCCGGCGAACUUCUUGGACGUCGGUGGUGGUGCUACCCCGGAAGCUAUUAGAUCUGCCUUUGAGCUGAUCACCAACGACCCGAAGGUGACAGCAAUCUUUGUCAACAUUUUUGGUGGCAUCGUCCGGUGCGAUGCUAUUGCGUCGGGCUUGAUCCAUGUUGUACAACAAAUGAAUUUGAGAUUACCCAUUGUGUGUCGUUUGCAGGGAACCAACAUGAAAGAAGCCGCUGAGUUGGUCAACAACUCUGGUCUCAAGAUCUUCUCCAUCAUCGACCUUCAGGCCGCAGCGGAGAAGGUCGUCGACCUCUCCAAGAUUGUCAAAAUGGCACGGGACAUUGACGUGGGCGUGGAGUUUACCCUCGGUAUCUGA
Fonsecaea erecta is the source of this 1332-nucleotide messenger RNA. RefSeq lists its product as hypothetical. The transcript has 6 exons. Gene Ontology annotation, cellular component: succinate-CoA ligase complex; mitochondrion. Gene Ontology annotation, molecular function: succinate-CoA ligase (ADP-forming) activity; ATP binding; metal ion binding. The record is from RefSeq and is a predicted model, not a curated record. NCBI's taxonomy places the organism in Eukaryota, Fungi, Ascomycota, Eurotiomycetes, Chaetothyriales, Herpotrichiellaceae. The coding region runs from base 1 to 1332 and encodes 443 amino acids. Gene Ontology annotation, biological process: tricarboxylic acid cycle; succinyl-CoA metabolic process.